AUGACAAGAUUUCUAAUGCUUACUUAUCUAUUAUGUCUUUAUUUUAUUGAUACAAUGAAAUUAAUUAGAAAGUAUAUCACAACCAAUUCAAGAAAAGUUAUAUUCCCUAAUAGAACUAUUAAUGAUAAUGAUGCAAAGGAUAUUGUUGAAACAUCAUUAAACAAUGAACAAGUUCAGAAUAAAACUGAUUGGCUUAUAUAUAAUGAAAGUAAUAUAGGUUUAGUGGAUACAAUACCACAUAUAUUGAUUAGUUAUAGUCAUGAAGAGAAAGAUAUGGCAAUGUAUUUAAGUGAACAACUAGAAAAUAAAGGUUACAAGGUAUGGAUUGACUAUAAAGAUAUGAUGUAUGAAACUGAUGUAAUGGAGGGUAUGGCAAAAGCUGUAGAAAAUGCAUAUGUUGUUUGUAUUCUCUACUCUAAAUCAUAUAAAGAAAGUCUUCACACAAAAUGUGAAGCUCAAUAUGCUUAUCAUGAAAAAAAGCCAAUAUUAUUUCUACGUGCACAAAGAGGUUAUGUACCAGAUGGAUGGUUAGGUUUUAUGAUGGGAACACGAUUGUAUAUUGAUAUUUCUGGAAAAUAUCCUUUUGAAGACAAAUUUAUUGAAUUGUGUAAAAGAAUAGACGUAUAUAAAAAACAAUCCAUUGAUCAACUAAAUAAUCAUUGUCAAAAUAAACCAAUAGAAGUGAAUACCAAUUCAAUUACCUAAAUGUGUAAACAUUGAGUUGGUUCAUGUUGCUUACAAAGUAUGAAUAACAAAAUAUUAUUACGUAAUUGAUCCUAGAAAAAAAGGGAAGGAAAUCAUUCGAAAAUAGAAUUCAAAUAAACAUAAAGCGUAAUGAAUAAUACUGUUUCAGUUACUUGUUUGUAUUUUUCUUUCACUGUUUUCAUUAUACUACUUAAUUCAUUAAAAUGUUCUGGAUAUCUGUGAUU
Messenger RNA from Schistosoma guineensis, 929 nucleotides. The record is from the annotation of a GenBank genome assembly. Lineage: Eukaryota; Metazoa; Platyhelminthes; Trematoda; Strigeidida; Schistosomatidae.